AUGUUGAAGAGUAAAAAUGGGAUGAAAGAUGGACUUCUAAAUAGCGUUAAAGCUGGGCCUCCUGCACUGCUGGAGCUAUCAUCUAAGAUAACUGCUCUUGUUGUGGAUGAUAACACUCUCAAUCAAACGAUUCACCACAGACUCUUGGACAAUCUAGGCAUACAAAACCAGGUGGUCGGGAAUGGCAAAGAAGCUGUUGAUGUCCAUUGUUCAGGAAAAAACUUUGACCUCAUUUUGAUGGACAUGGAUAUGCCUGUCAUGAAUGGGAUUGAGGCAACGAGGAAACUCCGCACCAUGGGAAUUCGUAGUUUGAUUGCGGGUGUAUCGGCACGCUCAACAGAGAAAGAAAAACAAGAGUUCAUAGAAGCAGGCCUGGAUGACUAUCAAGAGAAGCCUUUGACUACCACUAAGCUUGCUUCAAUCCUCCAUAAGGUCAAAAAAGAUGGUUGA
Molecule: messenger RNA, 450 nt
Organism: Corylus avellana
Lineage: Eukaryota; Viridiplantae; Streptophyta; Magnoliopsida; Fagales; Betulaceae
Product: two-component response regulator 24-like
Biological process (GO): phosphorelay signal transduction system
Source: RefSeq, a predicted model, not a curated record